GGGGGAGAGAGACCAGUCACACACACAUAACACUAGUCAACGCCAUAAUAAUUAAUGAAGCUUCACAGACUUGCCGCACCGCCCACGGCAAAGUCAUACGCACUUUUGGGGAGAGGGAGGGGGGGGAGGGCAAGUGGGGGGGAGUGGUGUAGGUAAAGGGGUGAAAGUGGAAGGUAGAGAGUGUGGUGACAAUGAGAGGCAAGUGUAAAUAGAGUGUUUCACUCUCAUGCGAGAGGGUCGCCAUGAAUGGCCCGCACAAAAUUGCACGGAACAAACGCGCCUUGUUCCGCAUCUGGUCAAACGUGACGACUCAUACGUCAUCGGGUCAACGUUGGAAACGUUGCGCAGGGCAAUUUAUCGGCAGCCUCCUUGACACACACCCAAGCAGCAACCCUCAUGCACAACAUGUACACUGGAUGAUAGCCCUCAAUCUACACACUUGCAUUGUCCCGUUCAAUUGAAGAAAGAAGCGGCCAUGAGCGCACAACGGACGGUCAACGACUCUCCCCUGUCGGCUCGACAACGCUCUUUUGAACCGCUGAAUGGAUUGGAAACGUUUUUCUGACCAUAUCACAGACACGCCACAGAAUACUUCUACGCUUGACUUCACCCGCCUUUACUCGACCGUCAACCCUCGUCGCCAACUCCCACCCAUACCCUAUCCCUCUCUCCUUCCCUAACGCUCUCUAUAUCUCUCCGUCUCUGCCGUAACAGCCAUGGGUUCUACGCCGUCGUUCGAACGGGGUCCAGAGCUGGUCCGGGCCGGCCCGGUCUCGCCCGAGUGGGCUUUUCCACCGCGAACCAUGGGAAAGGGCACUGGGCACACAUACCGCAAGCCUGCGGUUCUCCCGCGUGCUUCGAGUACCAAGACGGAGGUCCUUCGAUCAUCGACACAGAGCUGGCAACCGCCGCCAGCCUCGCCGUCAUCGCGCGGCGAGUCAGUCCCGAUCUAUAUCCCACCGCCGCCGCGGGAUGACGGCUCGGAGUUUCUGGUCGUCGACCCGUUGCUGAGCGAGCUGGUCCCGGCCCGGGUCCGGGAAUCGGUCAACGACGUCGCCCGCGAGCUCUUCCACCACACCGGCGUACCGAUCAUGGCUGUGGCGGGCGUCACGCUUGGCGAAUCGUUCGAAGAACAGGAAGCAUGGCUCGAUGGCGUGCGCGAGCGGGUCGAGCUCGCCCUCGCCCGCGACACCGGCAACCUGCCGCCCGAUCACUACCUGCUCAGCGAGUUUGAAGACGAGCGCGAGCUUGGCAAGUACGUGACUGCGCUCCCGCGCUCGACCGUCGACAAGCUGCCGCGUUAUUCGGAUGACGAGCUCCGUGAGGACCAGCUCGUAGCCCGUGAUUGGGUUCGCUGGGACUACGGGUGCGAGGUGGCGGUGGAGCGCGCGGCUCGCAAGCGCAAGAGCCUGAGCCCGGCCACCUUCCGACACUUGUCCGACCGCUACCGCGACUCGACUCGGACUGUCUGUACCCACAUCGCCAACGAGGCCAUGGCUGCCGGCGAUGCGGUCCGCAGCGAGUCGCGACGCAAGCGCUCGCGCGACUCGACGGCGCCGACCCAUGCCGCUCGCUGGCUCUCGCCCACUGGGCUCAGCACUCGCCAUGCCACCGCGGCGCACAAGCCGGAGCUCAUUGCUGCAGGCCUCGACGACGCCAUUUGGGCCUCGCCGGACGUGACUGACAAGCUCCGGCACUACGCCAACUCGGUCUUUGCCGAGUGGGGCAUCGGUGGCGCGCAUGGCUGGGACUCGGGCAUUCUGAUUGUACUCUGGCGCGCACGUGGCUCGCUCGCCGACGUCACCAGCGGCGACGACAGUGUGUGGCUCCUCGAUGUCGUCGUCGGCCGCUCCUGGGGCGACGCUCCGGGCAACUACACUCUCAUCGACAACCUUGUCUCGCGAGUCAUCACUCCCGUCGUUACCUCUGGUUUUGCCGUUCCGCUCCACGAUGACGUCAGCGAGUACCGCCGCGCUGCCUCAAUGCCCGCCCCGCGCCCGCGCGCCUCAGCCACCCUCGCAUCCGCCCGCUGGGGUAUGUCAGAGAGCUCGAUGACUGGUGCCCAAACCUCAACUACGGCCACAAUGGACGAAGGGAGCUGCUCAGAGCAGGAGGAAGAGGAGUCCGGGUCGACGUCGGUCGACUCGUCGACGAGCUCGUACACCUCCAGCUCGGAUAAGGGCAGCUUUGACCGGUCGGUCAUGAUCGGCGGCGAGUUCCCGGACGAGUUUGACUCGGCCAGUGACCGGUUCGAAGCCGUCCUCCUCGCCGCCAUUGACAAGAUCCGCACCACGCUGGUUGACGUCGCCAUGUUAAGCAAGGGCGGCAUGAAGUAUGCCAUCUCACCCGAAGCCGUUCUCGGUUAUCGGUCGUUCCGGCGCAGCAGACGGAAGAGCCGCAGAACUCGCAGCGGCGGUGAGCCACGCCCUUGCCCAUGCCAGGCAUGCGUUGACGCCCGCGGCGGGUGGGGUCUCUUUCCGCCGCUCCCCAUUCAGGGCGUGUACUACCAGAUGGUCGUCGACCACGCGCGGGUCUUUGGCCCGCGCGCCACGGUCUCACUCGAGACUCGCCUCCGCGACGUCUUUGACACCGUCCGCGCCCCGAUUGUCCUCGUCACUCUCCUCCGAGUCGUCAACCGCGACAAGCUCAAGGGCCGCUUCGCCCGCUACGCACGCGGCAUGUUCAACAACUGGCGCCUCGGCUACGAGGAGUGGAACCACGGCAUCCUUGUCGUCUACUCGGUCCACGACCACAAGGUCGUAGUGGUACCUGGCGAGGACUGGGACUCGGAGAUGCAGACGCUUGCAGCAGACAUCGAGGUCACUCUCUCGACCGUCGUGAGCCACCACAACGAGCUCCGCGCCGAGCUCCGUGCCGAGCUGCCGGGCCAGUCGGAAGCGCAGGAUGCCCGCUUCGACGACGCCGUCACCGAGCUUGGCUACCCAUUCAACGCCUACUUUCCGGCCCUACUUGCCGACACUGUCGCCAGCCUUGCCGCCUACGCCAAGCUUGCGCUCCGCAACUCAGGCAGCACGCUCUCGUCCGAGACCUCCUGCUCCGACUCGGACUCGGACGCGGCUCGACGGCCCGGCCCGCGCUCGGUCUGGCCGCGCGCGCCGCGCUGGAGACCCUCAGCUAUCCGCCCUGCCCACAGCGGCUACCGCGUCCCGUCGUCAUCGCGUGAGACUGCCGAGCGCGAGUCAGUCAUCGACCGAUGGAUCAUGCCGUACUCGUGUGGCACUGCUUCGCCCAAGCCGACCGUCACCGGUGCAUUCGACCAUGCCCUCUUCCAGCGUAUGCCGCACGACGACGACGCAUAGUCCCCGCAUCUGCCACCUCACCGCGUCGCUUUCUUCAUCAUCCGCGCAAAGUCGGUCCAGGCGAUGGCGCCGAGCGGAUCGCCGGUCGCCACCUCGAGAAUCUGGUAGAUCUCGUCGUCCUCGAUGUCGACCUCGAUCUCGGCCGCAAUGGCUUUGAUGUUCUUAAACGUGAUCUUGCCUUUGCCAUCGACAUCAAACUCGGUAAAGGCCUCGAGCAGCGUCGCGUCCGAGUCGGUCUCGCGCAUCAGCAC
Molecule: messenger RNA, 3571 nt
Organism: Thecamonas trahens ATCC 50062
Lineage: Eukaryota; Apusomonadida; Apusomonadidae
Exons: 1
Coding region: 717-3320 (867 amino acids)
Source: RefSeq, a predicted model, not a curated record